AAAAAUGGCUAACAAUUUUUGACAGCUGCAGGUGUUGCAGUAAAUUGUUUAUAAAAAACAUGUAGAUUUUUAAUUUUACUGGCUGAGAAAUGAAUCAAAUUUUUCGUUUUUGUAAAAUUGAUCCUUUUGUAAUUUCACGUCAUUAUGGAAAUCAAGGAAAAACAACUACGCAUUAUGAGACUCUACGAGUUCCGGAAACUGCUUCCCAAAAGGAUAUUAAAGAAGCAUUCAUAAAACUUUCAAAGGAGAUGCACCCUGAUAUAAAAGGAAACAAGAGUCACGAAGAUUUUGUGAAAAUUAAUGAAGCUUAUAAUGUUUUAAGUAAAGAAAUUCCAAAACGUGAUUACGAUACGAAUUUAAAAUAUGGAUAUUCUCCAAAUUUUUCCUCGCAUUAUGCUUACGGAUAUAGACCACAAUCUAGUGACUUUUACUACCGACCACCACAUUUUCGUAGCAAAGCAGAAUAUGAUCAAUAUAGGAAUUCUCAAGCAGAAGAAAAAGAUGAGAGUACAAAAAGAAAAAGGCGAAUAAAUAAUUUGUUUAUUGCUUUUGUUUGUUUAGUAGUUACAACGAUUAGUGGGAUUAUUCAAGUGAUACGUGUAAAUAAAACAUUGUUAGACAGAGAGGAAAUUUUUGCAAAAAGAACUUUACGCUUUACCAAUGAAUUAAAUGAAAUAGAAGAAAAUGUAAGAUCAAAAACAAAAGAACAAAAACUUCAAGAUUUUCGUAAAAAAAUAGAACUUGCAAAAAAGGACGAGUAAAUUUUUUAAAUUCUAAACAAAUGAAACGAUUUCAACUUUUAUAAUUAAAGGAACGUGUUAAAUAAACAGUAGAAAAA
Molecule: messenger RNA, 838 nt
Organism: Leptopilina heterotoma
Lineage: Eukaryota; Metazoa; Arthropoda; Insecta; Hymenoptera; Figitidae
Product: dnaJ homolog subfamily C member 4-like
Exons: 4
Coding region: 90-761 (223 amino acids)
Source: RefSeq, a predicted model, not a curated record